This is a messenger RNA of Dreissena polymorpha, 8080 nucleotides long. RefSeq lists its product as uncharacterized. The transcript is spliced from 2 exons. The coding region runs from base 241 to 2025 and encodes 594 amino acids. The record is from RefSeq and is a predicted model, not a curated record. Lineage: Eukaryota; Metazoa; Mollusca; Bivalvia; Myida; Dreissenidae.
AUCCCCACUCUGUCAUUCUCCUCGGUUGCCAGUGAAUAUCUGGACCUUGCUGCUGAGAUUCUGUUGACAUCUGGACUUAUAAAGUUGUCUGGCUUACCCCCUUAUGUGUGUGUGUGUUUGGACCAGAGAUUGUAAUUGGAUGGAAACAAUUUUAAGGGGAGAGGAAAAUAUUUGGGAAUAUUUUAAAUGUUGUUCAAGAUUUUGGAAUCUACAAGCAGAUGUUGAUACAAACCACACAAGAUGAAUGUUCUCCUUCGUAUCAACCUUCGUUUCUACCUUGUCAUGUUAUGUGGGGCAUAUUUCGCCAUGCUCUACAUUUUCCACGGCAACCUUCAAACAGUGACGUCUGCCGCUUGUGACAAUGAGGGAAAUUGCUUUGGAAAAUCCACGAAAUCUAAUAAACCCUCUGCCGCAAAUGUGUCAAAAAUUGUCCCGCAAAAUUAUUGGAAUGUUGAACAGAAACGACAAGUGGAUUUGACAACCACAGUUUUCCACUCUAGAAAUGUAAAUGUCCUUGGAAGGGAGAGGCAGUCAAGUAGAGAUAAGAUUGAAAGUGAUAGAUCGGGAAUGAUAUUCGACCUUCUUGGUGCAAGUAGACAACAUAUUGAUCAGCUAUCAGAAACAUUUAUUGGAGACAAUAAAGGAAAUAAUGCAGAGGCUUACAAUUUGUCUUGUUUUAUGUCGUCUCAGUUUCCAGAAAGAAGGUUUUUGGCCCUUGAGCCGAGAAGUUUCGUGUAUUCAGCCUAUUACGACGAGAGAUAUACGGACAAGUUCGUACGGAUCAUGGCGCUAAUGGCUGUAAAUAGUAGCAGCAGACAUCUUAAAGUGUUCUGCCACUUUCAAGGCAAAAAUGCAUCAGACAUUAUAAAACAAGAAGCCAUUUUUUAUGAAAUGUGUGAAAACCAUGGAAAGCAAUUUGGCGGCUUUAUCCUGUCCUGUAAAGUUCCAAACCAUGUGAUUAAUGUCUGUACAUUGGCAGUUUCCAUGGAAAUUGUUGCUCUUAAUGGCAAAUACAUUCCACCCUUGACCAACAUUCAACAGUUAAAUGUUUGCCUAUUGACAUUUUCUUGGAACUAUGGAAAUAUACAUAGGGGCGUCCAUUUUGGAUUAAAUUCGCAGAAGUUGGUGCCUGAUCAAACUGAAUUUAAUUUACAGUCACUAAAUGAGAAUUCUGAAAUUCUUACUUCAAGUGCUAUUCCUUCUAAAGACAUUCAUACCAAUAAGAUUGCUACAAAAGGUUCAACUUAUUUUCAGUACAGCAUAUGCAUUCCACCAUUGUUUGGAAAUAUUGACACAGUGAAACUUCUAGAAUUUAUUGAAUUGAAUAUUCUGCUGGGAUUCCAGCAUUUUAUUUUCUACGUCAGUGAUUUAGACUCUGCUGAAGUUUACAAGUUGCUAAAUUUUUAUGUUAAACAGAAUAUAGUCACUAUAGUAGAUUUUAAAUUACCACACAUAAUUCAGAAGUCCAUGAUAUGGUAUAAUGGGCAGCUGAACGCCCAUAAUGACUGCCUUUAUCGCGCCAUGUCCAUAUCAAGAUUUGUCGCUAUUAUCGACAUAGAUGAAUACAUCGUUCCGCACAAUGGUGAGUUCAGAGUCACAGAAACUUUAAAGGAGUUAUUUGCAGACAAAACUGUAUGCGGUUUAAGUUUUCAAAGUGCAUUCUACGACCCAAAAUUUACGGCCAGCGUCACAGACGAUAACAUUGAGAUGGGUCUUACCACGCAGACUUCCACUCAUAGGUCAACUGUGUUCAGUAAAGUUCGGACGAAAGUUUUUGUUGAAUCUCAAAAAGUCUUCGAGGUUGGGAUUCAUCACGUCAGUAAGCCUGCCAAUGAGGAGUAUCGGGUUGUGAAGGUCAACACUUCAAUCUCGUUCCUUCACCACUACCGAUCCUGUGUACCGAAUUAUGGGAUGAAAUGUGGGAGUUCUGUGAAAGACGAUAGCAUGGAUAAAUAUUUGUCGCAUUUGAAAAAGGCUGUCACAAGUGCAUACGAGAAGAUUUUUUCUGAAGUUUUAAAAUUAUGAUUUUGUUGUUGUAUUAAAAUUUGCUCAUAAUGAUUGCUUAUUAAUGUUGAAUGACUGUUAAAUGCUUUGAAUCAGCUUGGGAGGUCAUAAAUGUUUGAACAUGGCAUGAUCCAAAUUUUUAACCAAAUCUAUGUAGAUGUGUUCGUUAAAACAUGUGCAAUACUUUUGGAAAUAAUUAUUUUUCAUUUUAGAAUAUAAAGUAUCAUGAUAUAAAUUCAACUGCUUUGUAUAAGAUUUAUUAGAAUGCUAGGUAAGUGUUUAGAUAAGUUUAUAAAGCAGGGCAUAUAGAACACCCAAACCAUGAACUUGGCAAGUGUUUUAAGGAUUUUGUGUCCAGAAAAUAAACUUUUCUGUUAUCAAUUCUUUUCUGAUAUCCAAUGUUUAAAAUUGUUAUUGCCUUUUUAUACCCCCACAAACAAAGUUUUGGGGGGUAUAUAGGAGUGAAUUUGUCUGUCUGUCUGUCGAUCGGUCGGUCCGUAUUGAGUGUCCGCUCUCUAAUUCAAGUUGUUUUGAUCCGAUCUUCACCAAACCUGGUCUAUAUGAUGUCUAGGUCAAGUUUGAAUAUGGGUCAUGCCGGGUCAAAAACUAGGUCAAGAGGUCACUUAGUGUGUUAUAAACAUUCAGCAUGUUGUCCGCUCUCUAAUUCAAGUAGUUUUCAUCCAAUCUUCACCAAAAUUGGUCAGAAGUUUUAUCUAGAUGAUCUCUAGGCCAAGUUAGAACAUGGACCAUGCUGGGCCAAAAACUAGGUCACGGGGUCACUUAGUGCGUUUUUUAACAUUCAGCAUGGUGUGCUCUCUAAUUGAAGUAGUUUACUUCCGAUCUUCACCAAACUUGGUUAGAGGUUUUAUAUAUAAUCUAUUGGCCAUGUUGGAACAUGGACCAUGCCGGGCCAAAAACUAGGUCACAGGGUCACUUAUUGCGUUUUACACAUUCAGUAUGGUGGCCGCUAUCUAUUUCAAGUACUUAUCAUCUGCUCUUCACCAACUUGGUCAGAAGUUUUAUCUUGAUGAUCUUUAGGCCAUGUUUGAAUAUGGGUCAUGCCGGGUCAAAAACUAGGUCAUGUGGUCACUUAGUGCGUUUACACAUUCAGCAUGGUGUUCCCUAUUUCAAGUACUUUUCAUCCGCUUUUCAUGUGGGGGUAUUUGUCACGUCUGUGACAAAGCUCUAGUUCUAUCUAAUUUUUUAAAGUGAGUAGAGAAAAAGAAAUUUAAAAGAAAACAAAAACAAAUGACAUCAUGUUAAUAAUAUAAUGUACAUACAGUCUACUCUCGUUAUCGCGACAUUGAUUUUUUCGAUAUUUCGAAGUAAACUCAAUGCCCUAACUUUUUUUCUUCUUUAUCUAUAUUUACAUCGCAUAUCUCGAUUUUCGUUAUGUCAAAUAAUUUGAUAUCUCGAUAUAAAAAUUUGUCCCGAGUCCCGAUUUUACAUGUAUUUACUGUGGUUUAUCUCGAAGUGCGAAUAACUGUCCCAGUGAUGGUAAAGGUGAAAUUGUUGUCUUUGAUACUUCACCGUCCCGCUUUGCCCGGCUGCUCCCGAUACUGUGCGGUAGAUAAUUGAUCCGUGAAUUGCAUCAAUGACCACACGUGUUAUGUCGUUAGCCAUUAACACUUGAGUAAGGCAAGUCACUUUAACUGUCACUUUAACUGCAAUUAAUACACAGCCUGCCGAAAGCCCAAAAUACUAUUUUUUUUUACAAACAAUACUCCAAAAUGCAUGAGUUAUAUUUUUGAGUAAUAAACCGUCGCAAAUUUGAAGAAUGUUGUUCUAUCCUUGAACUCCAACAGUCAUUAGUAUAGCUAACUUGAAAUAUAAUUAUGAGAUGUCGGUCAAGCAAUCCAGAGAAGGACCCGGUAUCCAACCCGGGGGGAUAUCUGGAUCGGCAAAGCAGAAGCUUGAAAUUCAGUCGUUCAAGGAAAAGUACGCGGCCAUCAUAGAAGUCGAGAAAGGCCUCAAGACCAAGAAGAAGAAAGCAGAAGAGUUUGGCAUCCCGCAAAAUACGCUCUCAAUGUGGAUCAAAAAAAGGACGAGAUUAAAGCGAAAUUCCUGACUGGCGAUCUCGAGCUUGCAAUUAAAACAUUUACUGAUAUAAAAGCAUUUCAAACUUCAAAAUGUACAUAUACAGUUCAGUAUUCUGGAACGUGAUUCACACAUGUUCGGAUGGAAAACCCUCGUCUUGAUUGGACGUCAAUUGCAUCAUAACUUUAAAUAGUAACAUUACCAGAUGUUUACUCGACAGUUUAGAAAAACGAUAACCGCAUGUGUUCAUGCAAUUUUGUAACACUUAAAACGUCAUUUUAAGCAUUUAAAUAGCAAAUUUAAUCGCGUCUCAUAAAAACGCGCAUAUAUCAGGUAAUAGAUAGAGUAGUAUAGAGUAUUAUGUGACACGGUGGCGGCUUAAGUUAGACAACUUAGCAGGCAUAUAGAUGUUAAAAAUAAGUUAAAUUUUCGUCUCAUUUUUUCUUUGAAAACGCCUUAUCGGAUAUCUCGAACUCUCGUUGUCUCAAUAUUUUUUCUUGUUCCAGCCGACUUUGAGAUAACAAGAGUAGACUGUAACUAUAAAGUCAUGUUGUACUGCACAUGUUUGAUGUUUUCUACGAGUUGAAAAUACAGCUUAGUGUUAUUUCGUCAAAGAAGUGGUAAUGAUGAGAUGGAAAUUAUAUGUGUCGUGUUCUGAGAAAACUGGGCAUAAUUCAUGUGCAUUAAGUGUCGUCCCAGAUUAGCCUGUGCAGUCCGCACAGGCUAAUCUGGGACGACACUUUCCGCCUAAACUGGAUUUUCACUAAGAAGAGACAUCAUUUAUACUAAAAAUUCCAUGAAAGUGGAAAUUGUCGUCCUGGCACAGGCUAAUAUAGGAUGACAAUUUACGCACAAGCAUUAUGCCCAGUUUUCUCAGAACGCGACACAUAUAUAGUCAGUCUCAAUCCUUAUUUUGAAAAAGAUGUACUUUAAAUUGUAGACAUUUUUCUUAACACUUUCACAGAAUAUGACACCACUAUAAGUAAUGAAGUCGAGAUGGUCCUAGAUCCUCAGUGAAAAACUUGUCCUUAUAUUUUGUUCUCUCCUAUUCUGUUCUUUCUCUUGAUGCCUGCUCUUUCUAACAUAACAUUCCAUAGUCCUGUGAAGUAAGAUCUGUUAAAUUGUUUUAUUUCAUUGGUGCUAUUGUUUGGCAACCUUUAUAUUCAUUCCAAGGUUUUAAUGGUUUGAAAUUAAUGUGUAUUUAGUGUACAUCUUCAUGUGGGAAGCAUAGAGUGAUUGUUCUGGCCAUCUGUCCAGCAGUAAUUGUAUCCGUAUGAGGUCCACUAGAUUGUGCUGUUUUGUUAAGCUGCUAAAUACAUACCCCAAAUUAAUGCUGGUUGUGCUUAUGUUUUGUUGCCCAUUUCUUACUCCACCCAAAUCUAUAUAUUACUUCGACCUUGACCUUCUUUGUCUCGAUGAUAUCUCUUGACCUUAGUUUUAAAUUGGUCUUGUUGGGGUAAAAUACCUGGGAGCUAGUUCACUACCAUGUCAACAUGAUUGCCUCAUUCCAAGAACAAAAGUUAAGGUGAGCAACCUUGGACACUUAGGGUACUCUUGUUGUUCUCUAUUUUAAUUAGGGAUGGAAACAAAUACUGAAAAUCAUAUUUGAGUAUUCGUUCUUCAUUAUUCAAAUAUAUGCAAAUAUUAGUUUUUAUGCCCCCAAAUCGAAAGAUCGGGGGUAUAUUGUUUUUGGCCUGUCUGUCUGUAUGUCUGUGUAUCUGUGUGUCUGUCUCUAAACUUUAACCUUGGUCAUAACUUUUGCAAAAUUGAAGAUAGCAACUUAAUAUUUUGCGAGAAUGUGUAUCUCAUGGAGCUGCAAAUUUUGAGUGGUGAAAGGUCAAGGUCAUCCUUCAAGGUCAAAGGUCAAAUAUAUGGCUUCAAAGCGGCGCAAAAGGGGGCAUUGUGUUUCUGAUAAACACUCCCUUGUUUAACAUUAUGUCUCGGACCUUACGAACAUCCAAAAUAAACUACUUUUCUUAUUUGGCAAAAACACGACUAUAACCUCAAAUGCAGCUUUUGGAAAAGGGAUAGAGUGAUUAUUUUUGAAAAUGAUUAUUAAUUAUAAUAUACCUCAUUUUCACAUAAUUCUUUAAUUUUUCAAACGACAUUAGAUAUUUCUGGUAUACAUAUUACGGUACUUCGCUUGUUUUUUGCCAUACAAUUGAGUACAUAAAAUAAUUCAGAACAGGAGAGGGUGUCAUUGUGAAUCAAUUUCACUUGUUUUACCUCUAAAUUUUCGAUGCAUCUAGAACAUGUAGCAAGUUUAGCAAGCUCUAAACGAGUCUAAUUAAAUUGAUUCUUAUUCCAAACAAAAUUAAUUGGUUGAUAUAAUUCUGAUUAGAUAAUCAUUGAUUUAAUACAUGGAUAUAGUAAUUAAAAUGAAUGGUCAUUUUAAGUUAUAGCAAGUUGGGUUGCCUCUUUUGUCUUAACUGCAAACGCUGAACUGUGAAAAAUAUGUCAAUUUGAAUUAUUUUAGAUAGUCAAUAGAUUAAACAUGGUGUAUUUACACGUUUGCAAACUGCCAGAUAAAACGAAUAACGACACAACCCUCUGCUGAUUCCCACCCGUCUAUCGUGUAAUUAAUUAAUCGCAGCUGCUAUUCAAACAAUUACUGACACAUGAAAGUUGUCUGCACUGGAAAAAAAAAUGCAACUUGGCAUUUACACAUUUUUGUGUGAAGUUUGCUUAAAAAACAAAUAUUCGAAUAUGAAUUUUGGAUUCGAAUAUUCUACCAUGUUUUGAAUAUUCGAAAAUUCGGAUAUUCAUUCCCAUCCCUAAUAUUAAUGUUUCUCUUCCAUUUUUUGAGGCGGACAAUUAUGAAUUGUGCAUGAUUUUACACACAGGUUGUAUGGUGACUUUCUUGGAUCAAAGAGAUGUCAGCUAGCAUUAAUUGUUCAGUUGUCUAAGCAAUGAAAAACAUUUCACAAAAUUGUUUUAACAUGACCUAGGCACUUCAAUAACGUAAACCAGUUGCAUAUACUUUUUGUGUUGAGAAAAGAACUUUCUUAAAAGUCGUGAAUCACAAACAAUAAUGUAUUGAAAUUGUUUCUUGGGAUUGCAUAUUGCUUUGUCAGUUACAUUUUGUCAGUCUGUCUACUACACUUAGAUAUUAACAAUUUCCAUUUAUAUCACUGGAACAUUUCUCUUAUCAAAAACUCAUCUUAUGUAUUGUAUAAGAACAAAUGUGCGUUAAGUGUCAGCCAAGAUUAGCAAUCAGAGACGACAUUACCACAAAUAUGUGUUUUUUGUUUACAAGAGACUUCUUGUUAAUGAUGAAAUUUGGUAAAAAGGUAAACUGUUGUCCGUGAUAAGCCUGUGCAGACUGCGCAGGUAAACUGUUGUCCAUGAUAAGCCUGUGCAGACAGCGCAGGCUAAUCUGGGACAACUCUUUACACCAAUGCAUUAAGCGAUGUUUUCUGCGAGCAAGGCUUUUAUUAUGCUCCCCCCAAUUUAUUUUAGGGGGAAGAUAUAUUCGCCACUUCGUCUGUCCGUGCGUGUGUGUGUCUGUCCGUCUGUCCGUGCACAAUUUUUGUCCGGGCUAUUUCUCAGCAACUAAUGACUGGAAUUCAAUGAAACUUUAUGGGAAGCUUCACUACCAAGAGGAGAUGUGCAUAUUAUCAGAGGGUUCUGGUCGGAUGAUUUUUCACAGAGUUAUGGCCCUUUGAAAUUUUCUAUAAAUAAAUAUUGUCCCCCCAACUACUGUGCCCUCAAGACGUUUCCUUUUAACUGAAUAUAUAGUGCAAUAUUGUGACAAAAAAAACACUUUGGGGAGCAUCACUCGUCUCGGACGGUUUCUUGUUUAUGUUUGUAUCUGCACCGAAUAAUAUAGCAGCUUAGACAAUGUUUUUAAAACAAAUUGUCCAUAUUAUUCUUAAAAUUUUAGUAAAAAAUAAUUGAUUUUUAUUGUGUCAUUCCUCUAGUUUUGUUGCUCAGUAUUGUCGCUGAUAUGGUUGUUAUUUAUGCUAUUUUGUUAUUUAUUUCUGUUAUUGUUCUUACAAUUUGAUUGUAGGAAGGUUGCUCAAUAAAAUUGGUCAAGACA